Gilbertella persicaria is the source of this 2689-nucleotide messenger RNA. RefSeq lists its product as uncharacterized. Gene Ontology annotation, cellular component: cell cortex; mating projection tip; spindle pole body. Gene Ontology annotation, molecular function: microtubule binding. Gene Ontology annotation, biological process: establishment of spindle localization; mitotic spindle orientation checkpoint signaling; nuclear migration along microtubule. Lineage: Eukaryota; Fungi; Mucoromycota; Mucoromycetes; Mucorales; Choanephoraceae. The record is from RefSeq and is a predicted model, not a curated record. Bases 375 to 2672 code for a protein of 765 amino acids. The transcript has a single exon.
GUUCUUUGUUGUGCAACCUCAGCAGUUUUUUUUAUAUAUAUUUUUUUACUUAAUUGUUACAAAAAGUAUAUUUUUUAAUUACUCUUUUAUUAUUUUCUUAGAAAGAGAAAAGAAAAGAAAACAAACUAAUAUUUUGAACGAAACAGUUACUUUAGUAAUUUUUCUCUCCUGUUUUACUCAAGGUACCGUAAAUAAAAAGACAUCUUUUUGUAUAUGUAUGUGUUGUGUUUUACUUUGUUGUUGAACUCCCUUUUCUCUCUUUUUUUUUCUUUUUAUAUAUAUAUUUUUUAAUUAGUAGGUUUUAUUUCUUUUUCUUUCGCCUGUGUCCUUUUCUUUCUUUUUCUCUCUUUUCUUGUUCAUAGUUUACGAUCACCAUGGCAACAUCAGAAAACCAUUUAAGUUUAAUCCCUCUCCCGGAAAAGGAAAUUGAGGAUUUACUCUGCUUACACCACACAAUUUCAUCUGUGGAUUUACACUCACUAUUUCAUACAAUCACUGCACAAAUAGGGUAUUGGCUAGAACAAGUCCAUUUAUCUGUAUUUACACUAGAACAACAUGUACAACAAGAAGAAGACUAUGAUAUGAAUCAGCUGAACAGCAUUAACCAAGCCAUGAUACGAAUGGAUCCCAUCAUUACACUCUUGUCCGGUGAUGUUGCCGAAAUCAUGUACGAAAGAGAACAACAGAUGAAGAUCACUAAAAUACAGUCAGAAUGGUCAAGUCUAUACCAUUUUGUGACUUCAGUCAAAAGCCAAGUGAUGGCACACCAAAAUCUAAAGCAAUUAUCAGAAUCCAUAGAACAAUUACUGUUGGACAUAGACGAUGUCUCUUUGAUGAUGUUUGAGUUCCAGGAAAAGAAACACAAGUCAGUGGUAGCAGAAGACUUGUUUAGUCCGGGACAACCUUGGGCUCAAAGCAACAACAAAGAUGACCAGGCAAUGCAAGAGAUUGAUACUGCUUUUGAUCCUUUAUUAAAUCGUAUGGAACAAAUCUAUACCCGAGUCUCGUCAACACAACAACAACUGGAUCCCACUCUAUUACGUCGAUUUGAGAAAGCCAAAGAAAAAUGGGAGAAUUUACAGGGAGAAAGAGAUGAUCUUAGGCAGGAACAUAAAGAAGAUCGAUGGUUGACUGUCUUUAGACGAGUAGCAGAUCAAGUCGAUGUCAUGAUUGAUGGAUUAGACCGAAGCGUAGUUCAAUGCUAUUCACUUAUUCAUCAGACAAGAGACUGGCAACAACAAGCCUUGGAAUUCAAAUCUUCUAAACAACAAUUGCUUAAAUCCUUCAACUACCAUCAUACCAAUGUGCAACCCUUGCCUGUCGAUAAAGAAAAGUUUCGAUCCGCAGAGAAAAGCUUUGAAGCCAAGUACAAAUACUAUACGCCAAGUAUUGAUAGAAUGCUAGGUAUGUUGGGCAAUGGUAUCUCGGCCCGCGCAUCACGCGAUAACAGCACAUUUCAGCGUCAUGAGUCAAUGCUUCAACGAUGGCAUCACUUGAAAGAAGCCAUGGAUGAAUUACGCAUGCGGGGUUUAGUAGAAGCAGAACGUAUUAUUUUAUCAGCCACGACUUCAUCCAAUUCAUCCACAACCUCCACCAGUUAUCCUUCCACAGCAAACACAAGCCCUUCUUCAUUAGGCAGUGGGUGGCGCCAAAUUCGUUAUCGCACACCCGAGCCAUCAUCACACGAUUAUGCAAAGAGUAAAUACGACGAAAUUAGGACUAGAAGUGCUACACCAAAUAGUGCAUAUCACAAACUGGGCCAGGUAUCGCCUCGACAGACAAAAUACACACAAGAAUACACACAAUCUUCAUUGCGAGGCAGUUUAUCAGAUUCAAGUUCAGUGGAUUCCACACCACGUACAAGGCAGACAAAGACACCAAGACCUACACGCCAAGGAUCCUCCACGACUUAUCAAGAAGACUUUUAUGAUGAAGAUGAACGCCAUUACGGCGUAGAUAUCAUGAAACCUCGUCGGCCUCCUUCUGCAGACAAAAAACGAACCAAUUCACGGUCCAAGACGCCUAAUCCGCCAACAAUCAAUCAUAAAUCUCCCAGUCUAAGGUCCAAGAGUAGCAUGGGCGAUUUGUUAACCCACCGAACAGUGUCUCCUUCUUUCAGUCGAAGGUCAGUUACCCCUUCUUUGAUACCAAGACCCAAGACACCCAAAGAAGAAGCACCACAACCUCGUCCUAAGUCCCAAAUGAUGCGUCAACAAAAACCUCCUUUACCUCCUGUGCCAAAACAUGCUGUACCUAGACUUACUAAAAAACCAAGCAUGAUGCAAGUAUCUGUCAAAGCAUCGGAUUGCAAAUAUCGACCUGAUCCCCGAGAUCCAUUGGACGCUGAAGUGGCGCAUAUUGUCAAUGCGAGUCCUAUUCCUAUCCAAUGUCAAAAGAGUGAUCAACCAGGCAAGUAUUACUUUGGUAAUGAGCUCAGUAUAUCGUCUAUGGGAGGCAGAAAACUGUAUACGUGUAAACUGAUGACAUAUGGCGAUCGACGAGGUGGACAGUUUAAAAGUAAUAAAGUUUUGAUCCGUGUGGGUGGUGGUUGGCAAGAUUUAGAAUUCUUCUUGUUGGAACAUAGUUCUCUCAUGGCCAGUGAUGUGGUAGUAAGGUCUUUUACACCUACAAAAACUGUAGUUGCUGCUGGCGGUGGAGGUUGGCGAAAUUGAAUUGAUUAUAAUAAAGG